Messenger RNA from Marasmius oreades (fairy-ring Marasmius), 2736 nucleotides. RefSeq lists its product as uncharacterized. Gene Ontology annotation, molecular function: structural constituent of ribosome. The transcript has 8 exons. Gene Ontology annotation, biological process: translation. Lineage: Eukaryota; Fungi; Basidiomycota; Agaricomycetes; Agaricales; Marasmiaceae. The record is from RefSeq and is a predicted model, not a curated record. Bases 1 to 534 code for a protein of 177 amino acids. Gene Ontology annotation, cellular component: ribosome.
AUGUACCUUGUCCGAGCAAUCCAACGAGUCUCCCUCCUCAGCCCGACGACUCUCGCUGCAGCAGUUCCGGCUGUCCGAGGAUUCUCUACACCAAAUCGACCAAAUUUAGACUCGACCUCUUCCUCAACGAUACCGAAAGAGACAUGGCAUCCCGUAGAUAUGGCUACUCGCACUGCUUCUCAGAACGUUCUCAACGUGGUCAUUAAGACGGGGGGGAAAGCUCAGACACAUGAAGAAUUAUGGAAGCAGAUGUCCGAAGAAGCGAAGGAUGAAUUGGAGCGAUAUCCCCCUCAUGACCCGUAUUUUGGUCGAAGCGUCAAAGUCGUCGACGGGAACAUUCAGGAAGCAUUUAGACGACUCAGUACUAUUCUCUCCAGAAAUAAAGUUGCCAAACAACUGAGAAUGGCAGAAAGACACGAAAAGAAGGGAGUCAAGCGGAGAAGGUUAGAAAGCGAGCGCUGGAGAAGAUUGUUUGCCCAUGAGGUUCGAAAAAAUGUCCAACUCGUCACAAAAAUCCGAAAUCGUGGAGCAUAGUGCCCGCCUCGUGCUGUCGGGUCUAGAAUCAGGCGUCGGUCUUCAACUUCCGCAAUCGGACGACGUUCUGCUAUGUUCUAUGGUAUAGCCACACUUUGUUCAUGUGGCUUCUGAUAAUUACUUAGAUUGGACUUCUGAUACUAUCGAUUUAAUUCCAACAAAGCUCUAGCAGUACACAUCAGCUCGUGGAGAUCACGAUGAAACACUCUCGAGCUUGUUCCAGUAAUGGCGCUCAAAGUUUCUGGCUCGUUCGACAGAUUCAACAUACUUAUACUUCCAGGGACCAAUAUUAACUUCAACGGUGAUUCAUAAUGAUCGAAUGCAGCGUCUGGCGGCAUAUUCCGACAAUUGGCGGAUGAUUCAGGACUAUAAGUAAUGUGGAGUCGUGGUCGAAGAAGUGCAGAGUAUCGACACCAGUUCAUUGACUUUUUCUUUUUCUUUCAACGCUAUGUGUCAUUAUAACAUCGACGGUUGGUCAUGGGCAUGUAAUCAUUUUGAGCCAUUGUCAUCUUCUUUCCAAGAUUGUCGGAGAUGGAACUGUGUUUUCUCUUGCGCACAUCCAUCCGGCUGUAGAUCUCCCAGCUGCAUGCGAACAAUGCAGUUACCCGUCAAGCGUCCUAUCAGGGUAUUCAGUGUCAGGUGUACAGAUUGUUUAUCGAGAGAUGGGCUACUACUCCGCGCAGGCCAGGCCGGAAGAUAACAUUAUUCAAAAAAAAUCAUUUUCACAUUGAUAUCCGUUCGAGAGAUCUCUUCCCCUAUAGUUCAUUGUCGGGUCUACUCCGUAUCUGAUACUUGCACCACAAAUUUCUCUCGUCCACGAGCGAGUCAUAACAUGACAUGGAACGAACACCUUUUGGAGAAAACGUUGUCAAGGUGUGCAACCUCGUCAAGAUCGGGAUCCAGGAUUGGCACGUCGACUUGACUUUUCUUUCAACAUUGAUUGCUCGGUUGCAAAUCCAUCCCAGGGAUCUCCUAUACGUCCAUGGGACCAUGGUCAUACUCAUUCCCAUCACCAAAAUUCCCUUGAGCAACACAUUUCCUUGUUGCGUGGUAGCUGCGUCGAUAUCCGGAAUAUUCCAAUCUCGGAUCUGCUAUGACUGUAUUCGUUCGCAUGUAGUACAAAGGGGAAUGUGAAGAAUCUCCCUCUACUGGAAGUCAUGAGGCAUGGCAUGCCUGGUAUGGAAGUCCAAGUCUGGAUACCUCGGUCGUUUUAGUGGUUCAGGUCUGCCCAGAGUCAUUGGGAAUAAUAAGCUACAGAUCAAACAAGGAUACAUAUGUGGUCGUGACGGCGCUUCAAACGUCUCCAAAUAACUGAAAAUCGAUGGCUCAUCUAUCUUCGGUAUCCGCUUCCUCCACCUCCCGAUUGAUUUGUUGUCCUCAAGCACUCAGGGCAGUAGUUGUUGAUGUAUGGAUCUGACCUCGAGUACGUGUAGGUCCCGUCAAAUGACCACGGAGGAAAGUCAAAAAACAUACGGUAUUGCUCCGGGAAUUGCUUACUGUAUAGCCUAUCGAUGAAUGAUGUUCCUCAGAGACCUGAGAAAGACUCACUACUGCCAACAUUUGUCCCUACAUUGUGACCCAGUGCAAUCAGACGGGUGCGCAACGCUGAACUUACAGUAUCGGUCGUAGCAUGGUAUCUGAGAUGAAAGAUCGAAGCUACUUGGUGGCGUAGGGCUUGGAGGACGAACCAGUCUAAUGAUAUGACCACAGCGGCUGUAGGUAUUCUGGACCCUUUGAAAUGACGGGCCAUCAACAAGCGUUACAACAGGAGUGAGGAAGCGCCUACUGUCUUAAUCUGCACAUCGACGAAAGCAAGGAAGAUACGAUGCAUUUGACCAGAACCUUUCGCCCAGGCUUUUAUACACCUACCACAUAUUAUCACAAAAAGACCGAUAUCUGGAAACCAAUAACAUUCAAGAUCAGGCUCCGGACCGACAACGAACACUCGCUUUCUUGCGGUUGCUUCGGUUAUAGCGACCGCUUCUUUAAAUAUCACAUCUGACAUUAGAACUGGCCUGCGGCCUGCAUGGCGUCAUAUCCGACAACUGACCAAAUGGGCCCGUAAGCCAGGGCUUGCUUCUAAUUAUUCACAAGCCGGUCCCUCGACAAGUACCUCUCCAGCCAUGUGGGAUUCCAGGAUUGAUUGAUAAUAAUAAGACGGUUUCUUGUUCUUGGAUCGCGCCUGGGAUAGAUGGAUCGAUU